Molecule: messenger RNA, 1143 nt
Organism: Exophiala spinifera
Lineage: Eukaryota; Fungi; Ascomycota; Eurotiomycetes; Chaetothyriales; Herpotrichiellaceae
Exons: 1
Coding region: 1-1143 (380 amino acids)
Biological process (GO): mRNA splicing, via spliceosome
Cellular component (GO): post-mRNA release spliceosomal complex; U2-type spliceosomal complex
Source: RefSeq, a predicted model, not a curated record
AUGCAGGGGUUCAAUAUGGGACGUUAUGUCCCUCCGGAGCUCGAGGGAACGACGUCGUUCAACCAGGCCUCGGGCAAGGGACACGCACUGGGUCACCGGGCCCGCAAACUCAAGACCGAGGGGAUCCUGACUGUUCGGUUCGAAUGCCCUUUCGCCAUCUGGUGCACGACAUGCGUCCCGGAGCAAAUCAUCGGCCAAGGGGUGCGGUUCAACGCCGAGAAGAAGAAGGUGGGGGCGUACUACAGCACGCCAAUCUGGCAGUUUCGAUUCAAACACGUACCAUGUGGCGGGUGGGUCGAGGUCCGCACCGACCCCAAGAACGCAGAGUACAUUGUCACCGAUGGCGGGCGGAGACGAGACACGGGGGCCCCCGACAAACUCCUCGAUGGGGAGAUCCGGUUGGGGGUGUCGGAGGAAGAGAAGGCUCGGUUCGAGAAGGAAGGCGGGUUCGGCGCGCUGGAGAAAAAGGUCGAUGACAAGUCUGCUUUUGCCGCGCAGCAGGAGCGCCUCUCCGAGCUGCGCAAGGCGAGCGACCGCGCGUGGAAGGAUCCAUAUGACAUGAACAGGAAACUCAGGGCCGAGUUCAGGGUCGGACGACGGAAACGGCAGGCCGACGAACGCACGGGGGAGGCGUUGAAGGAGAAAUUUGGGUUGAGUGUCGACAUGGACGUUCUCGCGGAGACGCAAGAGGACGCCGACCGUGUCAAGUUUGUCGAGUUUGGGAAUUGGGCUGCUGAUAACGCGGCGGAGGCGUCCAGUUCAUCGUCCAAACCUUUGUUCCCGUCGACGAAAUACAGUAAUGGGGAUUUACCAUCGAGACCGAAACUUUCUCAGAGUGGUGCUGGUGCCGGUGCGACUAAAGGUAGUGGUGCGAUCCGUGGGAGACAGGAAGACAAGAAGCAGAUCUUGCAAGGUCAGUUGGCAAGUAAUACCAGAAUGGUGACCGAUCCGUUCCUGCGCGAAACACACGUCUGGCAGCCUCGCGUCAAGAGGAAACGAGAAGUUCAGGAAGACAAUCAAGAAGAGGAGACUGGAAAUGUCGACCGCGACGAGCACCAGAAGAAGGUGACGAAAGUGACGACAGCAACGAAAGGCGUAGGUAAUUUGGCGUUGGUCGGUUAUGGGUCUGAUUCUGAUUCUUGA